Aspergillus aculeatus ATCC 16872 is the source of this 1053-nucleotide messenger RNA. RefSeq lists its product as uncharacterized. The record is from RefSeq and is a predicted model, not a curated record. Bases 1 to 1053 code for a protein of 350 amino acids. The transcript has 5 exons. Lineage: Eukaryota; Fungi; Ascomycota; Eurotiomycetes; Eurotiales; Aspergillaceae.
AUGUCUCGUCGCCGUGCUUCCCAUAGCGAACCAAUGGGCUUAUCAUCCGCGAUGAACGAGGCGUUUGCCUAUCCAUUCUCUGGAACGCAACAGAACAAUGCUCCACCACGACGGGGUCCGAUCGAGGGACCCAACGGACGAAGGUUGAUUCGUAGAGUCACCUGGCGAUCCUCCACAUACAAAUUGAUGGCUUGUCUGUGGGUGUUGGGCGUCUUCUAUAUUGUCUGGCUCAUCCGAGACAUCUUCUAUUUGCCUUUCACCCCUUCGCAGAAAGGGCCCAUUCGCCAUGAAUCUCAAACCGAUUUACUGGCUCAUUAUGUGGGCCGACUGUGUGAGAUCCUGCAGAGAUUCGAUGGGAUUGUCUUUGUGGGGGAUGAUGCCCUAGCCGACGCCUAUGCGGGGUUCAACAUCCUUCUGCGGGAGAAUCUCGCGACCGGCUCUCUUAGAGACUGGGAAAUGGACAAGGACUUGAGCCAGAAAUGUCGAUGCGAGUCCCAAUUCACCCAAGCAGCGUGUCUACCCCUGCGUAUUACCUCGAGUGACCAAGUUGAUGCACAAAGCCGCAGCCCCGCCUUGCGGGCCCCAUACUCGUGCCCCUCCAGUGCAUCUCAUGCUUUCCUCUCCACCGAUGGUUCCACGGCCUCCAAGAGUGCUCGCGACCACUUCCGCCGCCUGACAGGAAGAGCCGCGGACCGAAGCAAGCCCGUCCCCGUGAUCUUGAGCCUCUCGCUUUCGACAUCAUACUCUCUACCGGCAGCCCAGAAGAGCAUGGACGAAUGGCUGUCCAUGGCCAAGGCGACCAAACAAAACACCCCUUUCCUUUGGCUCGGUCCCACCGCCCCUGGCCUCCGGAAGGACGCUAGGGACAACAUCCACGCUUCCAGCUGGCAGUAUUCGCAAGACACUAUCAAGGAAGCCCGUGCCCGAGGCAUGGAUGCCUUGGGAUUGUACAAUGCGACGCUGCAGGCCGAGAGUUGGGACGGAAAGCACUACGGUGAGCAAGUCGCUCUGGUGCAAGCGAUGAUGAUCAUCAACUGGCUUUCAACCUUCUAA